This is a messenger RNA of Melospiza melodia melodia, 1977 nucleotides long. It is a transcript of the gene RPUSD2, whose product is annotated as RNA pseudouridine synthase domain containing 2. The record is from RefSeq and is a predicted model, not a curated record. Gene Ontology annotation, molecular function: RNA binding; pseudouridine synthase activity. NCBI's taxonomy places the organism in Eukaryota, Metazoa, Chordata, Aves, Passeriformes, Passerellidae. The transcript is spliced from 3 exons. Gene Ontology annotation, biological process: enzyme-directed rRNA pseudouridine synthesis. Bases 1 to 1473 code for a protein of 490 amino acids.
AUGGCCGAGCCGGGACCCGGCACCGGCCGAGCCCGGGAGGAGGAACCGGACCCCGCCGGCAAGGAGGAGGCGGCGCCGGCCCCCAAGAAGCGGCGGCUGGCGGGCGGCGAGCGGUACGUGCCGCCGCCGCGGAAGCUGAACCCCGGCGUGAGCUUCGGCGCCGAGCACUUCGCCGAGACCUCGUACUACUUCGAGGGCGGCCUGCGCAAGGUGCGCCCCUACUACUUCGACUUCCGCACCUACUGCAAGGGGCGCUGGGUGGGCCGCAGCCUCCUGCACGUCUUCGGCACCGAGUUCCGAGCGCAGCCCCUCUCCUAUUACCGCGCCGCCGCCCGCGCCGGCCGCCUGCGCCUCAACGAGGAGCCCGUGAGCGACCUGGACAUCGUGCUCAAGAACAACGACUUCCUCAGGAACACGGUGCACCGGCACGAGCCGCCGGUCACCGCCCAGCCCAUCCGCAUCCUGGCCGAGGACGAGGAGGUGGUGGUGGUGGACAAGCCCUCGUCGCUGCCCGUGCAUCCCUGCGGCCGGUUCCGGCACAACACCGUCAUCUUCAUCCUGGGCAAGGAGCACGGCCUGCGGGAGCUGCACACCCUGCACCGCCUGGACCGCAUGACCUCGGGCGUGCUCAUGUUCGCCAAGACCGCCGCCGUGUCCAAGCGCAUCGACGAGCAGGUCCGGCAGAGGCAGCUGGAGAAGGAGUACGUGUGCCGGGUGGUGGGGGAGUUCCCGGAGCACGAGGUGGUCUGUGAGGAGCCCAUCCUGGUGGUGUCCUACAAGGUGGGCGUGUGCCGCGUGGACGCCAAGGGGAAGCCGUGCCAGACGCUCUUCCAGCGGCUCAGCUACAACGGCAGCAGCAGCGUGGUGCGGUGCCUGCCCCGCACGGGCCGCACGCACCAGAUCCGCGUCCACCUGCAGUUCCUGGGACACCCCAUCCUCAACGACCCCAUCUACAACAUGGAGGCCUGGGGACCAGACAGGGGCAAGGGCGGCAGGAUCGGCAAGACAGACGAGGAGCUGCUAAAGGCGCUGGUAGAGGAGCAUCGCUCCAAACAGAGCCUGGAGAUCUUGGGUAUCGGGGAGGAGGACUUGAACUCUGCUGGGGAAAGUAAAGACUGUGGGAAUUCAGGUGACUGCACCAAGUCUGAUCCUGUAAAUGGGAGUUCCUGCCCUGCUGAGGAUGAGAAGGAUCUGGAGAGGAAUGACGUAGCAGCUUGUCCACUGAACACUGAUACCAACCUGGAACCGCCUGAUAAAGACAAAGAGCUCCGUUUGUGUGGGAAUCAGGAUGGGCAGGCAGGGGAGAAGGGCUGGGAAGAGAAGGACCCUUUGUGUGUGGAGUGCAGGACAAGCAGGCGGGACCCCUCUCCCAAGGAGCUGGUGAUGUUCCUGCACGCCCUGCGCUACAAGGGCGCCGACUUUGAGUACUGCUCCAGCAUGCCCGAGUGGGCCAUGGAGGACUGGCAGGAGUGACCAGGACACCCAGCACCUGCAGGCCGUGCUGGCUGGCACAGUGGCGUGCAGAGACCAAAGAUUGACUUUGCAUUGUGGCUGAGGUGAACAGAAUGUGCCUUGAGCUGGGCUGGGAGGGAUCAGUGGGGUUGGGGAAUUAUCCCUCUUCCCACAGGUGCUGUGAAAGAUGAGCAGGGAAGCGAGGCUAAAACAGGAGUUUUAUGUUGCCUUUUAGUGAACUGGCACUUGAGGGCAGCAAGGACUGAACUCUGCUCGGCACAGGCAGCUUUGCCUUCACCUCAAUGGAUUCUGGAUCAAUUAUCCACAUGGAUGAUGAAGUGUAUGCACUAAAAGUCGAAAACUUAUUUUUCUUCCAGCCUGCUGUGUUCCUGUGUCUUACAGUAAGAGCUGCUGGAUGUCAUGUCAUAAAAAAACCCUGUUUUUAUUGUAUUUUGUUGUCAGAUUGAUUUCAAAAUGACAAGAUUACUCCUGAGAACACUGUGAGGUAAAACCAGGACACUGUGA